CUUCCUCUCGCGUUGGUUCCGCUCGCCCGGGUUUAGCCGCCGCCGCCGCCGCUCCCCGCCGUUGGCCGCGCCGCGCUCCGCUCCGGGCCGCUCGGGCGUUUUCUCUCUGCCUUAAAGUCGGGUGUCUUUUAUGAAUAAUCAAAAGCAGCAGAAGCCAACGCUAUCGGGCCAGCGUUUUAAAACUAGAAAAAGAGAUGAAAAAGAGAGGUUUGAGCCUACUCAAUUCCAGGACUGUAUUAUUCAAGGUUUAAGCGAAACUGGCACUGACUUGGAGGCAGUUGCAAAGUUUCUUGAUGCAUCUGGAGCAAAACUUGACUAUCGUCGCUAUGCAGAAACGCUCUUUGAUAUCCUGGUGGCCGGUGGAAUGCUGGCCCCAGGUGGUACCCUGGCAGAUGACAUGAUGCGCACAGAUGUCUGUGUAUUUGCAGCACAGGAAGACCUAGAAACCAUGCAAGCAUUUGCUCAGGUUUUCAACAAGCUCAUCAGGCGUUACAAGUACCUAGAGAAAGGCUUUGAAGAUGAAGUCAAAAAGCUGCUGCUGUUCCUAAAAGGUUUCUCAGAGUCUGAGAGGAACAAACUGGCCAUGUUGACGGGUAUCCUGCUAGCCAAUGGGACACUUAAUGCAUCAGUUCUCAACAGUCUUUAUAAUGAGAACUUGGUUAAAGAAGGUGUUUCUGCAGCUUUUGCAGUCAAGCUGUUCAAAUCCUGGAUAAACGAGAAAGAUAUUAAUGCAGUGGCGGUCAGUCUUCGUAAAGUAAACAUGGAUAAUAGGCUGAUGGAACUCUUCCCAGCCAACAAACAAAGUGUUGAACACUUCUCCAAGUACUUCACUGAAGCAGGAUUAAAAGAACUUUCCGAGUAUGUUCGGAACCAACAAAGCAUAGGCGCUCGGAAGGAGCUGCAGAAAGAACUUCAGGAGCAGAUGUCACGGGGAGAUCCGUUUAAGGAUAUAAUCUUGUAUGUGAAGGAGGAGAUGAAGAAAAACAACAUCUCAGAACAGACUGUGAUAGCCAUAAUCUGGUCGAGUGUAAUGAGCACUGUGGAAUGGAACAAAAAAGAGGAGCUGGUAGCAGAGCAAGCCAUUAAGCACUUGAAGCAAUACAGCCCUCUACUUGCUGCCUUUACUACCCAAGGUCAGUCAGAGCUGACUCUUCUACUGAAGAUUCAGGAGUACUGUUAUGACAACAUCCACUUCAUGAAGGCCUUCCAGAAAAUAGUGGUGCUCUUCUACAAAGCUGAAGUUCUGAGUGAAGAGCCCAUCCUGAAGUGGUAUAAAGAUGCGCAUCUUGCAAAAGGGAAGAGUGUUUUUCUGGAGCAAAUGAAAAAAUUUGUUGAAUGGCUCAAGAAUGCUGAAGAAGAGUCUGAGUCGGAUGCCGAAGAAGGUGACUGAGCUGUUAAAUUCUGUCCUUAGUAAAGCAAACAGGAGCUGUAGAUAAGUGUCAUGUCUCACGUGUCCUGAUUCUUACAUCCUACCUCCCUGUAUCGCGCAUGAUAUAAGGGCUCUCAUGGCAAAUUUAUUUUAAUUGUUUUCUAUAGUUAUGAAAAUACUGGGUUUAGUUUUUAAAACCAUGUUUUAAGUAGCUUACAGGAGCUAUAGAUUUGAUUCUAACCUACAUUAGUCCUUUCAGUUAUUCUACCUCCUGUAUUUUCUACUGUAAUGUAAUUUAAGGCCUUCCACAAUGAAAUCCAUUGUACCCUUUGGGUUUUCUAUCUACAGUUGAGUGAUAGACAUGCUUUGGUAAAUGAGAUUUAUGGCAGUUCUGUUUGCAAAUUAAACUGUAAGUCUCCAAAGUGAAGAGGCCAUGGCUUGUGUGGUAACUUAGUGUGACACUUUAAUCCCAUUCUGCUUGCUCCAAGUAACCCCGUUCAUGGAUGUGGUUGUCGUCAUCUCUCUUGGCCACACUUCCAGCAUAAAGUAAUCCUCGAUUCUAACACAGCCUCUCCCCUCUGCGGUGGUGGUGAACGCCUGUAACUAUGGUGGGUAUGAAGAGCAGGAUUCUCUGAGCCCACCGGCUGUCACAGCUGGGGGCCCGUGUUCCAGAGCAGCAGCACAGCCUGAAGUGGACUGCGAGGCCUUUGCGCAGCAGGGAUCAGUACAGGGAGCCUUGGCUGUCAGCUGCUCCGCCGCUUGUGCUCAGGCAAGUACGAACAGCUGCUCCCAGUACAGCUGCCACCUGCUUCCUGCAGCCCUGGCCUACGCUGCGAGCAGAGCAGCGCAGGGGCGCCUUGGCGGUGCAGCGCUGGCCGUGCACAGGCCUAAGUUCCCUUUGGUGUUCUGGUAAGUGCACGGCUGCUGGAAGGUUAGACGGACAAAACUACACCCACAAGAAGCUGAGAAAUAAGAUUACUUUAUGCUGGCAGUUGAUAAUUUAACAUACGUACUCAACUAAAUUUUGUCUCAAUUCUUAAUGGAAAUUCUCAGGACAACUCCUGCUUAAAGAAAUAUUUAGUGAAGUUGUGAGCUAACAAUGAGCAUUAACUGAAACACUCAUUACCAGUACACAGAAAAUGGAAAAACCUUGGCGAUCACAGUGCAAUCAUCUAUUCAGUGCUACAGUGAUCUUCCUUCCUUUGUAAAAAAAAAAUUUUUUUUAAACAAACAAAUAAAGGCCAUCCUUACACUUAA
This is a messenger RNA of Rhea pennata, 2626 nucleotides long. It is a transcript of the gene BZW1, whose product is annotated as basic leucine zipper and W2 domains 1. The transcript has 12 exons. The record is from RefSeq and is a predicted model, not a curated record. Gene Ontology annotation, cellular component: membrane; cytoplasm. NCBI's taxonomy places the organism in Eukaryota, Metazoa, Chordata, Aves, Rheiformes, Rheidae. Gene Ontology annotation, molecular function: protein binding. Bases 131 to 1390 code for a protein of 419 amino acids.